Molecule: messenger RNA, 3355 nt
Organism: Xenopus laevis (African clawed frog)
Lineage: Eukaryota; Metazoa; Chordata; Amphibia; Anura; Pipidae
Gene: col26a1.L
Product: collagen alpha-1(XXVI) chain-like
Exons: 15
Coding region: 363-1799 (478 amino acids)
Source: RefSeq, a predicted model, not a curated record
CGGGGAGAGCCCUGAAAGAAUGAAUUGUGUUGAAUUCUAUGAUCCUUAAGUCCUUAAGUUUGCUAUUUAUCUUUCCAGUGAACACUGAUUUAAACAGAAUUUCCACCAGAUGGUGCUGGUAAUAUAUAUAGUGUUAUCAUGUUACAUCCCCCCCUUUUCAAUGAGUGAAACAAACUUUUACCAAAUUUAAAGGGCUUUGAUGCAGAGAAUGACUUGAGCAGCUAGUUCCUGUGUGCUCAGACAAGCUCUGGAGUUCUCUGGGCUCUUGUACCACAAGAACCUCUAGAUUGUCACUGGAUUUGUCAACGCAAAGUUUAUUCACCUCUUUAGACUUCUUGAGUUUUUUGUCUCUGCUUAUCAAGAUGAAAUACCCUCAUGUUUUGGUUUGGUCCUUUAGUUUCUUUGGAUUUACCUGUGGCACUGGGUUCAUGUACCAGUUCCCAGCAACCAACCUGCAACACAACUAUCCUGAUCAGAACUCAGCAUCUUCUAGCAGCUUCUCCAGUAGGAGAAACUGGUGUCAGUUCACUGUUACAAGAACAGUUACCUGUCAAGUACAAAAUGGAUCUGAGACAGUGGUUCAGAGGGUUUACCAGAGCUGCAGAUGGCCUGGACCAUGCACCAAUCUCGUGAGUUACAGGACCCUUCUCAGACCUAUUUAUAAAAUGUCAUACAGAACAGUGACCACCCAAGAAUGGAGAUGCUGUCCUGGUUUCACUGGAAGUAAUUGUGAGGAAGAAUGCAUGAACUGCACUCGACUUGCUGCAAUGGCUGAGAGGUUAAAUAAUCUUGAAGCAAAGAUAAUCAACCUUGUGACUGCUGAGAAAUCAGACAAUGAUCUGCUGAUCACAAGAGAAACAACAUCAUGGAAUGAUGAUUUUCUGCCUGGUGCUAUUCCUCUUCUGAGCCCUGGAAUCAAAUUUAGGAAAGCACUGAAACCACCAACAGGAUCCAAGGGUGAAAAUAUUGAAGAAAAGAGAACAAGAGGGUUACCUGGAGUACCAGGUCCACCAGGUUCAACUGGGCCUAUUGGUUUGCCAGGACCCAAAGGGGAUCGUGGACAAGCUGGAGAACUUGGGCCUGCAGGUCCACCAGGGCCCGCUGGACCACAGGGAUCAAAAGGAUCUCCAGGAGAAACUGGAAAACAAGGACAACCUGGCCCCCCAGGACCUCCUGGCCCCCAAGGCAUACCAAUUUCUCUUCAAGAGGGGGUAAUAUAUUCAUUGCAGCCAAGUGCAGAAAGAGAAAACGGUGAACCACAUUUGCUUUCUACUAUUACAGACACACUUAUGUCUGGACGACCUGGGCCACGUGGGCCACCAGGACCUGUUGGCCCCCCAGGGCCUGUUGGCCCAAGAGGACUGACCGGACCAAUGGGACCUCCAGGACCACAGGGCAAGCCAGGAUUUCUGGGCCAACCUGGCCAACCAGGCGCUAAAGGAGAUCGAGGUGAACAAGGAGAGAAAGGUCAACCUGGCAGUGCAGGAGAACGUGGAAUUACAGGACCACCAGGGCAGCCUGGCAUUAAAGGAGAAGAUGGAAGCAAAGGAGAAGAGGGGGAAGGUGUCCAACAACUUAGAGAAGCCCUAAAGAUCUUGGCAGAGAGAGUGUUGAUUUUGGAACACAUGAUAGGAAUCCAUGACACACCUUCCUCUCUUGAGCCUGGCUCUGGACAGGAUAUCCUGGGUGCCGCUAUUCCCAACAGCAUAAAGCCCAAAAGAGAACAACAUCAGAGGUUCCAGUCCUUCGAUAUCUUUUCUUCACUGCUGGAUGACAGCGAAUCUAGCCGGAAGAAAUAAUGCAUCUUUGGUCUCGUGGCAGAUCAGAAGUCUCCAGUCCACUGAUUAAAGUCAAAGUAUUUUCUUUGAAGAAAUCUCAAAUGUUCUGCUUAAUUUGCAAUUCCAGAAGAACUGUCCCCAGGUUACACGUAUGCCUUCCAGAUGUGCAGUACUUCCUUUUUUAAAUGUAUAACUAAAUGAGAAUUAGACAUAACAGGAGCUCUAUGUAAAGAAGUAUAUUUACCAGUCCUUAGUUUCUAGUUUAAAGAGUUUGUGGCUGAUGAGUGGUUUAGCUCUUCCUCUGUUAACUCUUAACAGGUCAGAUUUACCUUAAAUGCCAAUUUGUGAGAUGCAACACAUUAAAUGUCCAUCAAUGAACCAAAGUUCAUGGUUCUGCAAAACAUAGGGUUUCUGCAAGAUACAGCCAGACAGUCAUUGUUUGGGGUAAAGAAGAAGAUUCUGCCUUUAACACUUGUGAUCUGUGAUUUCAAAGGGAUACUAUCAUCAAAAUAAAAAAUGGUGUUCUUAAAGUACAUGAGGAAGAAUGAUGAAAUACUGCAACACCAGACUUUUGUAAAAAGCUGCAGCACUCAGCAUACUACGCCUGACACAUUUCGGGCGCUUCUUCCCUUAAUCAUACCCAUUAAAAGGUACAUGCAUAGUUUGGUAAAUGAGAUUAGUGUUUAGAAAAUGUGAUUUAUAUUCAUUUUGAAAAACUCCAUUAUCCGGAAACCUGUUAUCCAGAAAGCUCAGAUUUGUCGGUAGGCCAUCUCCCAUGGAUUCCAUUUGAAUCAUAUAAUUCAUUUUUUUUUUUAAAUGAUUCCCCGUUUCUCUGUAAUAAUAAAACAGUAACUUGUACUUGAACCAAACUAAGAUAUUAAUCCUUAUUGGAGGCAAAAACAGCCUGUUGGGUUUAAUUAAAUUCUCGAUGUAACGGCACUAAGAUCCAAUUGAUGGAAAGACCCCUGAUCUGGAAAACCCCAGGUCCCGAGCAUUCUGGGUCCCGUACCUGUAGUUUUUUUUUGCACCCUGCAGUCUGAUGAUUAAAUUGUCAAAUAUUAAUAUAAUUUACUGAUAUCACCAUUUGCUGCACUCAGCACCUCUCACCCAAAAAAAUUGUGAAUCUAUAUGAUCUACAAGUUAGGUUAUGGGUAGGGGGCUGGAGGGGUGUAACUUUGUGCCUACCAGUAGAAAAGCAGGUUUCUGAGCUCUGUUUUGAUGUGCAGAGACCCACAGAAAUUCUUCUAGCUGCGAGACUGAGUGGAAAGUACAAAAUUCAUGGCAAAAUCUUUUUGCACUGUGCACCCUGAGAAACUGACUAAUAGAAAACGACAGUAUAUUAUCUCUGUGCAAGAUCCCAUGAACAAAGGGAAAAGUCCUUCGAUCUUUACCGAUUCGUAUCCCAAUUCGUUGCAAAACAAGAACAGUUAGAUUCAGCUUAGAAUCACUGAAAUCAUAUUGUUUCAGGUGGAAAAAAAUUGUUUUUAUUUCAUUAUAGUGUCCCUGUCUUUGCUCUGUCCCAAGCAGUUUUGAUUUGAGAUUCUAUACCAUUUUGUGUUCCAUGUGUUCUGAGUUUA